AUGAAUGUUCGUAAGCGCAACGCUAGGGUGGCUUUAAAUAAGCCAAACAAUUCAUACCUUUCCUCCUUAACUGCACGCGAAUAUGACCGUAAGCGAAGACGUGUCGAUUUCGAUGUUUCUACGCAUUCUCAUCGCUUCCCUUUCAUCUGGGAUGGCGAAUUAGUACCAAUAAAAUAUGCUGAUAAAAUUUUCGCUAGUCAAUGGUUAUCAAAUGAAGAAAUCUUGAUUGGCACGAAAUGUAAUCAUUUAGGCGUCGUCAAUCUGAAAACACAUAAAAUCUACGAUAUUCCGCUCCUUGAAGGGUCAACAAGAACCACGUUUUUUGAGGAACCUUGUGGUUGUGGUAUUCAUGCUAUCCAAAAGAAUACAACGGGUACGCUCAUAGCUACUGGUGGUGAGAACGUGAAUGAUGUUGGCGUUUACAAGCUUCCCGAUUUGUCACCUCUUUGUGUAUUUGAGAAGCGACACAAAAACUGUAUAUUUGAUUUGCGAUGGGUUCAAGAGGAAACUCUGGCUUCUUGUUCGCGCGAUUCCUGUUUGGCCUUGUGGCGGUUACCACAGCACGAUAUGCAUUCAUCUCCAAUGAUCUCAUACGACCCCGGCUCCUCCAUAAAUCGCCCUCGACCUAUAUCCCGUCACCCCUUAAUAAGUACACCUGUUGCUUUCACCCUCUCCCGAACUCCAGACGAUCGAUUUAGAGCACUUGAAUACCUUCCCACCCGCAAUAUGCUAACUGUUGUCUCCAUGUCGCACUACUUUUACCUCUAUGACCUAGAUUCUCUGUUCACAUCCACUUCGGGCAACCAACAACCCUUUUUUAAAAUGCCUCUUCUUUCCUCCGAUAAGGAAGCUGUAGCUUUGCGACGAUGGCCAAAUAAUCCCCAUGUUGUGUCACUGGCGACUCAUCGCUCAGUGCUUUUAUUCGACAUCCGUUGCCGAUCACAGAUCCGACGGACAAUUCCUCGCAUAGUAGAACCGCCCGCUUCCUGUCGCUCCUGUGUUCGGUCGCUCAAUUUUUCCGGCAAUAUCCUUUCUUACGGCACUUCUUUGGGCAAAGUGCAUUUCUACGAUUUGGUGGCUGACAAGCAUUUGAAGAAUCAUCUUGACACUGAAACUGUAUCCAAGAAAGCUACAUCUCCUCCGUGUACGUAUGGGAGUUAUUCCGAUUCCUUGGACGACAGUCUCCCAGACUUGGCUGCAAGUGUUUAUCCAAACGGCUUAGACAGCACCUUGGAACAUCAGGAGGAAGAGCCAGGUGAAACGGAACUCUCCUUUGAGUUUUCGACUGACAUUCCCUCUUCUGCGCCCAGUGAUCUGCCAGUUUCUUCGGACUCUGAGAGGCUUACUGACAUCGAUGUGCAUCUGAUCAAUUUUAUCAGUUCUCUUGCUGUUCGUCCACAGGUUCGGGAACGAGCUCUGCAACAGUUUCGGCUCGUCACAGCCGAUCUUCGACGCAGAAUUUCCAGACACAGUCUUCGUGUCACGUUGGAAGCUACAGAUAUGGAAAAUCCAAUCGUACAGGUUUCCAGUGAUGAGGAAAUGGUGGGAGAUAGAGAGGAAGAAGAUGGAAAUAGAGGGAUGCAGGUUAACGAGGUCGUGGAUCAAGCACAUCCACCACAGCCACCUGGGGACUCGGUGCUUUUGGAAAACUUGACUCUUGAUAAUUUGAACUGGAUAGAGAGCAAUUGGCAUUCUGUUGGAACUAACAAAGCUGUCUACACUCAUGAGUACGAUCCCAGUGGUUUGCGCUUGUUUACUGCGGGUGGUCCCAUUGGGUCCGCUUUCUCAGGCAACUUCGCGGUACUCUGGGAUUAA
This is a messenger RNA of Echinococcus granulosus, 1815 nucleotides long. Its product is annotated as DDB1- and CUL4-associated factor 12-like protein. Gene Ontology annotation, molecular function: protein binding. NCBI's taxonomy places the organism in Eukaryota, Metazoa, Platyhelminthes, Cestoda, Cyclophyllidea, Taeniidae. The record is from RefSeq and is a predicted model, not a curated record. The coding region runs from base 1 to 1815 and encodes 604 amino acids. The transcript is spliced from 5 exons.